Branchiostoma belcheri (Belcher's lancelet) is the source of this 1807-nucleotide messenger RNA. RefSeq names its product sodium-coupled monocarboxylate transporter 1-like. Gene Ontology annotation, cellular component: membrane. The coding region runs from base 6 to 1703 and encodes 565 amino acids. The transcript has 13 exons. The record is from RefSeq and is a predicted model, not a curated record. NCBI's taxonomy places the organism in Eukaryota, Metazoa, Chordata, Leptocardii, Amphioxiformes, Branchiostomatidae. Gene Ontology annotation, molecular function: symporter activity. Gene Ontology annotation, biological process: sodium ion transport; transmembrane transport.
AGUCCAUGCCGACGUUGCCCGUCAUGAUGUCUUUGCUAGCCUCGUUCAUCUCCGCCAUCACGGUGUUGGCAGCCCCGGCAGAGGUGUACAGAAACGGCACCAUGUACUGGAACUUCGCGGUGUCGGGGUCCUUAAGUAUGGUGUUGGUAGCGAGACUAUUCGUGCCGACUUUCUACAACCUGGGGCUGACAAGCACGUAUGAGUACCUGGAAAUCCGGUUCUCCAAGGCUGUCCGUUUACUCUGCACCGUCCUCUUCGUCAUCAACAUGCUAGUGUACAUGGGACUUGUUCUGUACACGCCGUCCCUGGCUCUUAAUGCAGUAACUGGCCUGACGCUCUGGGGAGCCGUGCUAGGAAUGGGCCUGGUCUGCACGUUCUAUACCGCCUUGGGCGGUAUGAAGGCUGUGAUGUGGACAGACACGUUCCAGGUAGUUGUGAUGGUGGCGGGGUUCCUGGCCGUCAUCAUCCAGGGGACUAUAGAGGCAGGGGGACCUGGUCGGGUCUGGGAAAUCAACCGUCGGAGAGACAGACUGGAGUUCUUCAAUUUUGACCCAGACCCGACUGUCCGCCACACGACGUGGAACAUCCUGGUGGGAGGGGCGUUCUUCAGGUGCGCCAUGUACGCCGUGAACCAGGCUCAGGUGCAGAGGUACCUGUGCUGCCCGUCCAUCAAAAAGGCACAACUAGCCCUCUACUGGAACAUGCCGGGACUGAUAGUCUUCAUCUUCUUCGCCGUUCUGAGUGGGAUGGUGAUGUACGCACGGUACUAUGACUGCGACCCGAAGACUAUGGGAUACAUUAGCAGCUCAGAUCAGAUGAUGCCGUACUUUGUGAUGGACAUCCUGAGCCAGUUCCCCGGCAUGCCUGGUCUCUUCACGGCCUGUGUGUUCAGCGCGGCUCUCAGCACGAUGGACUCGGGACUAAACGCGCUGGCCGCCGUGGCACUGGAGGACUUCGUCAAGCCCUGCUUUCCUAACCUCAGCGACGAGAAAUACACGUGGAUUUCCAAGGCUCUAGCCAUGGUUUUUGGCCUGCUGACGAUCCUGAUGGCGUUUAUCGCCUCCAACAUGGGCCCGGUGUUCUCAGCAGUCAUCAGUCUGUUCGGGAUGAUCGGAGGACCGAUUCUUGGGAUCUUCGUGCUCGGGAUGAUGUUUCCGUGUGCCAACAAAUGGGGAGGUCUGGUAGGCCUUUUGUUCAGCCUUGUCAUCACCCUGUGGAUCGGAAUGGGUCAGAUCGUGUGGCCGAUGUCCAGGCAGGCACCGCCGAUCUCCAUCGAAGGAUGUCCCGCUGAUCUGCCCGCUAACGUCACGGCAAACUUCACCGGCAGCCCCGCCACGCUCACGACCACGGCUCGGUACAACAUCACCACUCCGGCUGGAGAUGCAGUCAAUCAGUACCCCCCUGAAGCAGCGCUGUACGAACUGUCGUACAUCUACCUCGGAGCGGUGGCCACGCUCAGCUGUGUCAUUGUGGGACUCUUAGUGAGCUUCGUAACUGGCUCACAGGAUCCGAAGAAAGUGGACCCUAAACUGAUCGUGCCGUUCUACGAUAGCGUGUUCUGCUGCCUGCCGAACCGCUGGCUGAAGUGGCUGCGAUGCGGAGUCAGGCAUGGGGAACCCGAGGGGGACAAGGCCGGUCUCGACGUCGAGCUGUCGCCUGUAACCAGCGGGCUUCCACCUACUGACCAAGGGACCAGGUUGUAAAACAGUCUGGGGACAACCACAGACCAUUUAUGGUUAAAAACAUCUUCAGGAACCGAGUAAAGAAGACUGACUCUUUUUACACAACCAAGUCUUUUAUUCAGCCG